This is a messenger RNA of Penaeus monodon (black tiger shrimp), 1145 nucleotides long. RefSeq names its product peritrophin-44-like. The record is from RefSeq and is a predicted model, not a curated record. Gene Ontology annotation, cellular component: extracellular region. Lineage: Eukaryota; Metazoa; Arthropoda; Malacostraca; Decapoda; Penaeidae. The transcript is spliced from 2 exons. Gene Ontology annotation, molecular function: chitin binding. Bases 98 to 970 code for a protein of 290 amino acids.
AUAAAACAGAAGAGCAUCGUGGGAAUGAAGAGUAGUUGUUUCUUGACGACCGAGAUACUUGUCUAAGAAGAGGAAGCAUCAACAAGUUUAUUCCAACAUGUGGUUCCCUCUGCUGGUUAGCCUGGCUGGCAUGUGUGGCAUUGGGGUGAACAGCCUGGAGGUGUGCGCCCCCGACUGCACCAACAAGGAUCCCGGCGAUAUGGUCGUUGACCCCAAAGACUGCACUCAGUUCUACUACUGCCUCGCCAAUGAGAUGCCGGCCAACAACCCUAUUCCGUGUGAAGAAGGUCAUGUUUUCGAUACUGCAACCGGCUCCUGUGUUCUCGGGACAGAAUGCAUCAAUAUCUGCAGUUCUAAAGAAUGCAACUACGUCUGCAACGAUAAUUUGGAGGUGGUCAGCGACCCCCAGGAUUGUGGUCAGUACUACCUCUGUUCUCCGUCUGGCAUGGUAGGUCCUAUCCAGUGCCCCGACGAUAGGCCUUUCUUCAACGGCGAGGCAUGCAUCAACAAGUACGAAUGCUGCUCGGACCCCUGCAUCCCGUACUGCGUGGCGGCAGGCAGCCAGAUCCCGGAUCCGAAGAACUGCUCGAUGUUCUACGUGUGUCUCGAGGAUGGACUUCCGUCGGAGGACCUACACUUCUCGUGUCCUGACGGCGCGAACUUCGACGUGACGGUCGGCUUUUGCUUCGAGGGCGCUCAGUGUCAGUUUCUUUGUCUAGAUCCACCGUCGACAACUGAAGCCAUCACGACGACACAGGCGACCACUCCUCUUCAGUGUCUGAGCAGUUUCGUGUGCACGGAGGUCGGCUCGUUUCAGAAGUUCCCGACGUGCGUCCCGGAAUACUACGCGUGCUAUGCCGAAGGGGUAUGUGCGGUCCUCGAGAAGUGCAAGGAAGGCAUGGUGUUCAAUCCUGUACCGGAAUAUCCCUACUGCAUUGUGCCCGAGAUGUGUCCUUAUACCCCGGUCUAAAGACAAAGAAAAGAACUGCUCUUGCCCAUGAAUGACUUUACACCACCAACUCAAAUACACAGUCAAUGUAUUUACUAUUUUAAUUUGUUGUGUAUCAUGCAGAUUUCAUGCAUAUUGUCAUCUCGCUUUCGUUCUAUUUUUGUUCAUCAUGACGGUUAAUAAAUCAUGCAAAUAA